UCCGUCCCCGCCGCCAUGCAGAAGUCACGGGAGGGCCGGGACGAGCUCCCGGAGGAUUUCUUCAUCCCCAUGGUCCUGGAGACCCCCAACGUGACGGCGCUGAGCCCCUUCCUGGUGCCUCAGACCCACCUGGGCAGCCCCGGCAUCUUCAUGGCGAUGGCGGCCUUCAUGUUCGUGCUGAUCGCCCUGGGGGCGCCCAUCAACGCCCUCACCAUCUUCUGCACCGCCAAGUACAAGAAGCUGCGCUCCCACCUCAACUACAUCCUGGUGAACCUGGCCGUCUCCAACCUGCUGGUCAUCUGCAUCGGCUCCACCACCGCCUUCUACAGCUUCUCCCAGAUGUACUUCGCCCUGGGCCCCACCGCCUGCAAGAUCGAGGGCUUCGCCGCCACCCUGGGAGGCAUGGUGAGCCUGUGGUCGCUGGCGGUGGUGGCCUUCGAGCGGUUCCUGGUGAUCUGCAAACCCCUGGGCAACUUCACCUUCCGGGGCAGCCACGCCCUGCUGGGCUGCGCCCUCACCUGGCUCUUCGGCCUCGUCGCCGCCCUGCCCCCCCUCUUCGGCUGGAGCAGGUACAUCCCCGAGGGGCUGCAGUGCUCGUGCGGCCCGGACUGGUACACCUCCGCCAACAAGUGGAACAACGAGUCCUACGUCAUCUUCCUCUUCUGCUUCUGCUUCGGCGUGCCCCUCGCCAUCAUCAUCUUCUCCUACGGCCGCCUCCUCCUCACGCUGCGCACGGUGGCCCGGCAGCAGGAGCAGUCGGCCACGACGCAGAAGGCGGAGCGGGAGGUGACGCGCAUGGUGGUGGUGAUGGUGCUGGGCUUCCUGGUGUGCUGGGCGCCCUACGCCGCCUUCGCGCUGUGGGUGGUGACGCACCGCGGGCGCCCCUUCGAGGUGGGGCUGGCCUCGCUGCCCUCCGUCUUCUCCAAGGCCUCCACCGUCUACAACCCCGUCAUCUACGUCCUCAUGAACAAGCAGUUCCGCUCCUGCAUGCUGCGGCUGCUGCUCUGCGGGCGGGGACCCUUCGGGGACGACGACGACGUCUCCGGAUCCUCCCAGGCCACCCAGGUCUCCUCCGUCUCCUCCAGCCAGGUCUCGCCCGCCUAGGCCGCCCCACGGCUCCCCCCGCCCCACGGCGCCCCCCCAGCCCCACGGCGCUGCGGGGCGGCCCC
Messenger RNA from Phalacrocorax carbo (great cormorant), 1169 nucleotides. The record is from RefSeq and is a predicted model, not a curated record. Lineage: Eukaryota; Metazoa; Chordata; Aves; Suliformes; Phalacrocoracidae.